This is a messenger RNA of Fusarium sp. VM40, 546 nucleotides long. The record is from the annotation of a GenBank genome assembly. NCBI's taxonomy places the organism in Eukaryota, Fungi, Ascomycota, Sordariomycetes, Hypocreales, Nectriaceae.
AUGUCCACCACCACAACCACCUCCCUCGCUCCCCUGAGCUCAUCCUGCACCGGUGUUUUCAACACUCCCAACCAGGACAAUGUCUGCGCCAUGAUCUACAAGGGCAACGCCACGGAUAUCAUGUCCAAGUGCUGUGGUGACGCCCAGCUCGUCGCCUACCAGAACGACUGCGGCGUCUACUGUGUCGCCAUCGACCAGACCAUUGUCGAGCUCGGCGACUGCCUCUUCGCCAACGGCGCCCCCGACGCCAACGUCUUCUGCAGCGGCAACAAGACCACCACCAAGACCGAGGACGCAAAGGUCCCUGCCUCCGCCCAGGCGAGCGUGAUUGACGCCGACGACGAUGACAAGGACGAUGACGACGAGACCGCUUCUGCCACUGGCACCAGCACCAAGACCAGCUCCAGCUCAUCCGCCUCCGAGACCUCAAGCGAGACUGGCAACGCUGCUGCUGGCGUCGCUCCCAAGUCCACCUUCAACACUGUCGGCCUUGCCAUCGGUGCUCUGCUCUUCUCCUCCAUCGCUGCCGGUGCCUUCCAGCUCUAA